AUGAGGUUUCGAUUCAAUAAUCUCACUCCAAAUGAGGUACCAAUUGCGGAAGAUACAGCCCAUACCUCAUCCGUAGACGAAGAAAAAACGCCUACAACCACAGCCAAUGUUCUCUCGGAAAAUGACAGCGAGGUCAUCAACAAAGAGUUUCAGCAUGGCGUGCAAGCUGCCGAAGCCAUCAACCAAGUCGCUUCAUUUACUCUUAGUAUGGUUAUGAUGGCCGGAUAUAAUGAUGUUAAAACAUACUGCGCAGCUCAAGUAUUCUACUAUGUUGGUUACAAUGGAAUUGACUUCACGCUUACAAUCUUCAUCGCCGAUACAACCCAACUGAAGAACCGAGCCUGGUGGAUUGCAUUCUCUUCUUCACCUUGGAUUGCUACAGUCUGGGCAUAUGGACCUGCUGCUGAAAGUGUUUUGAACACGAUAGGUUUUAGAUGGGGUUUCGGUAUAUGGGCCAUAAUUUUCCCAAUUAUCUGUAUACCUUUGUUCGGACUUUUCUACUAUCAUCAAAAUAAGGCCGAAAAGCAAGGCUUGAUUCAAAAGGUUGACAGUGGACGAACUUGGACUGAAUCAUUUAUUUAUUAUUGCAGGGAGUUCGAUGUCAUUGGUCUAUUGCUGAUUGCUGCUGGCCUUGCUCUGUUCCUUCUAACAUUCAGCUCGUACAGCUAUCAGAAGGGCGAGUGGAAAUCUCCGUUAGUCAUUUGCUUCAUUAUCUUUGGUGGUCUAUUAAUCGUUGCUUUUGCUCUAUACGAAAUGUACCUUGCACCAGUGACCUUCAUUCCUUGGGGUUUAAUGAGGGAUCGAACAGUAUUCUUCACCUAUACAAUGAUUGCUAGUCUUUACUGCGCUUGGUACAUCUGGGACUCGUACUUUUAUUCCAUGCUUAUCGUCGUAUUCAAUCAAUCUGUUACGAAUGCCACCUACAUCUCAAACAUCUACACUAUUGGGUCUUGCUUUUGGGCACUGGUCGCUGGAAUCAUUAUCAGAUUCAAUGGACGCCUCAAGUGGCUGGCUCUUUACUUCGGUGUGCCUAUCACUAUUCUCGCUGUCGGCCUCUUGAUUAAAUUUCGUCAGCCCGAUACCAAUAUUGGAUAUAUCGUAAUGUGUCAAAUCUUUAUUGCUUUCGGUGGUGGAACCUUGAUUAUGUGCGAACAGAUGACCGUCAUGGCUGUCUCCUCUCACCAACACAUCCCCGCUAUUCUUGCCAUGGAAGCCAUGAUUGCCAGUAUUGGUGGGGCCAUCGGAUCCACUAUUGCAGCUGCACUUUGGACUGGCAUAUUCCCUGUCAAGCUCGCCGAACUUCUUCCUGCAUCAUCUCAAGCCGACUUCACAUCAAUUUAUGGUAGUUUGGUAGUGCAGUCCAGCUAUCCACUGGGAAGUGACACAAGAAAUGCUAUAAACCGAGCCUAUGGGGAUACUCAAAGGCUGAUGUUAAUCUGUGCCACUUGUCUUUACUUCGUCACUCUUAUUUCAACCAUGUUCUGGAGAAAUAUCAAUGUCAAGGAUAUGAAGCAAAUCCACGGUCGUAUUUGGUGA
Messenger RNA from Botrytis sinoallii, 1536 nucleotides. RefSeq lists its product as uncharacterized. Gene Ontology annotation, biological process: transmembrane transport. The record is from RefSeq and is a predicted model, not a curated record. Lineage: Eukaryota; Fungi; Ascomycota; Leotiomycetes; Helotiales; Sclerotiniaceae. The coding region runs from base 1 to 1536 and encodes 511 amino acids. The transcript is spliced from 3 exons. Gene Ontology annotation, molecular function: transmembrane transporter activity.